AUGACUACAUUGAGACGAUUCGUCGCCGAUGACUUGUUCAAGUUCAACAACAUCAAUCUCGACCCCUUGACAGAGACUUAUAAUCUGUCAUUCUAUUUGCAGUACCUUGCCGAAUGGCCAGACUAUUUCGUCGCUGCUCAAUCUCCUUCAGGCGAACUUAUGGGCUACAUAAUGGGAAAGUCUGAGGGCGAAGGGAAACUGUGGCAUGGUCAUGUUACUGCUCUCACCGUCGCCCCGGAAUACAGACGUCUUCAUCUAGCUGAUAGGCUGAUGCUCAUCCUAGAACAAGUAUCCGAGAAAAUCAAGAACGCAUACUUUGUCGACUUGUUUGUGCGUGCUUCCAACACAGUUGCUAUUGGAAUGUAUGAGAAAUUUGGAUAUACUGUGUAUCGGCGCGUCUUAGGAUACUAUUCUGGCGCAGAUGGGGAAGAUGCUCUAGAUAUGAGAAAAGCACUUCCUCGGGAUGUCAACAAGGAGAGCAUCAUACCUCUCAAAGCUCCGAUAACACCAGACGAACUCGAAGACGACUCUGAAUUCACGCGACCCAAUCCCAAAAGACAUCCACAAAGGACGACAAUUCAGCAUUGGCAACUCCGUGAUCUAAUCGCUUGCCCAACGUCACGAAAGGAAGUCAUAUGCGUCAACCAAACGAAUGUAGUAUCUUAUGACACUGAGAAUGGAAAGGCCAAUUACCUGUUUAAAGAUUUGACCUUCCCGCCGACUUCUAUGACUACUGGCUGUGGAUACCUAGCAGUAGGAGGUCAACGCAGUCAACUCAUGGUCAAGAAACUAGGAAGCGACUGGGCUCAACAAACUACCGUAGGAGGCAGUAUAAAUAAUGCUUUGUCGAUAUCAAAUCAUCUAGACGGGACUAGGCUAUUGAUUUGCAACAAUGACGAGACCAUCAAAAUCUAUUCGUUGCCUGGACUACAACGCAUGGCGUCAUUGACUCUCCCAACUGCUGUGAAUUAUGCUUCGGUGUCUCCUGAUGGUCGUAAAUUGGUCGCUGUUGGUGAUUCAAAUCAAGUCUUUUUGUAUGAUAUUUCUGCUGGCGGGUAUCAUAAAGUCGCUGCUCUCACUGGAUCAAACGAUGCCGGAUUCUCAUGUGCAUGGAAUGAAGGGUCUGAAAAGUUCGCAGUCGCGUCUCAAGAUGGUGUAGUCAGUGUGUGGGAUAUACGAAGUCCCGAAAAAUUGGCUAAAAUAGAAUCAAAACAGAGUCCUCAAGUUAAAGGUGCUUGUAGAGGCAUCAAGUUUGCUCAAGCUGGAUCAGUGGAUUUGCUGAUGUUUAGUGAGCAUGUGUCGUACUUUAAUCUAGUAGACACCAGGACUUUUGAACAUCGUCAGAGUAUACGUGUUGCUCCACCUGGCAGUGACCAGCAUAUAUCUGGUGUCUCGUUCUCACCAGACGCGAAGUCUAUCUUUGUUGGAAUGGAAAACCAAAUCGUAGAAUAUGAAGUGGAUGUCAUGGCUCGACGCUGCUUCCCUGAAGGUCGAAUAAUAUAG
Messenger RNA from Synchytrium microbalum, 1503 nucleotides. RefSeq lists its product as uncharacterized. Gene Ontology annotation, cellular component: NatB complex. The record is from RefSeq and is a predicted model, not a curated record. The coding region runs from base 1 to 1503 and encodes 500 amino acids. Gene Ontology annotation, molecular function: protein binding; protein-N-terminal amino-acid acetyltransferase activity. The transcript has 14 exons. Lineage: Eukaryota; Fungi; Chytridiomycota; Chytridiomycetes; Synchytriales; Synchytriaceae. Gene Ontology annotation, biological process: N-terminal peptidyl-methionine acetylation.